CUUCCUAUCGGAGACCCAAGACUCCCUCUGGGAGGGUUUCCUGGGCACUCUAGGGGCAGACGCCUACGGAAAGGAAGCAGGCGCUUUCUUGGAAGAGAACACCGGACUGGUCCAGCUGAAGUGCAAGCCCGGCACCACAAGGGGGACAUUCCGGAACUGCAUGUAAAGAGACCUUCUCUGGCUGGAGCUUCCCGGGCUUAAUUACAAGUUGUACCGUCUGGUUACCGUGGUAACAGGCGUCGCGGUUAGUCUAGGAACCGAGAGAAGAGGCUUUAGAGGCCUAUUUUACUAUCAAUCAUGAAGACAUCCUCAAAAGGUCUACUCACCCAGCUUACUCAGUUCUGGACCCUUCUAGACGAUCUGGCUGAAAAUGACCCUGAGGGCUAUAAAAACUUUAUUGAACAAGAGCUGAACGAGGGAAAACAGCUAUGUGCUGGCCCAGAACCACAGUUCUGUGUACAGACCAGGAUGCUGAAACCAAAAGAAAAAAUGCUUUUUAUCAACCUUUGUCAGUGGAAAAGGAUCCCUGCUCCCAAAUCACUCACUCAUCCAGUACCUUUAAUUGUUGGCAGACCAGAAGACAUCUCUGAGACAUCAGAUACUUAUACAGUCAUCGAUGUUGCCUACAAUCCUGAUAUUCUCCAGACAGCAGAAAAGGACCAAGUGAAAAAAGAUCAGUUAGUAAAGAUGACUAUGAAAUGCAUUGAAGAACAACUCCAAUUCACUCUCUCACACACUUACCAUAUUACCAAAUUCAGAAUAAAAGGAAGCAUUCAAAGAACAAAACAAAAUCUAAUGGGAAUACAGGCUGAAUGCACAGAUUUAAAAGAGAGAAUGAGAAAGGAACAUAGUCUUGGACAGAUAAGAAGCAGUACUGUGAGCAAUCCAGAUCAAUUUCCUCAGCUGUUACUGCCCAAAGACCAAGUUUCAGGCAAAGCGGGACGUUUGAUAGAAGAGAUUUCUAGUACUGAAAUACAGGUGGAGAUGAAGAUACCAGUCUAUGAAUUAAAAAUUGUGAAGGAUCAGAAUGAGAAACCUCUGAAAAUUGAAUUAAAAGUUGAAUUACCUGGUAUUAAUUCAGUGUCUCUCUGUGACCUUAGCGUUUCUGAGGAUGAUUUACUGAUCGAGGUCUCUGAAAAGUACAGAUUACAUCUGAAUCUUCCAGAAUCUGUUAAUAUUGAAAUGACUACUGCAAAAUUUAUCAAAGAGAAAUCUACAUUAAUGAUCAUGAUGCCACUGGUAUAAAACAGCUGCACUAUGUUUGGGAUUUUUUAAUGCUAUAAGUCAUGUAAAUUAUAGAUAAAGAGGUAGUGGUUUAAAUAUUAAUUACAUAUUUUUAAGAGGUCACUUUGAUGUAUUGACAUUUUGCCUUCAGCUGUUUUAUCUAUUUUUCACUCACUUUUUCUUCUCAAAUAAAGUUGUCAUCAACGCCAAACUAUUAAAAACA
Messenger RNA from Marmota flaviventris (yellow-bellied marmot), 1447 nucleotides. It is a transcript of the gene Pih1d2, whose product is annotated as PIH1 domain containing 2. NCBI's taxonomy places the organism in Eukaryota, Metazoa, Chordata, Mammalia, Rodentia, Sciuridae. Gene Ontology annotation, cellular component: R2TP complex; ribonucleoprotein complex; cytoplasm. The record is from RefSeq and is a predicted model, not a curated record. Gene Ontology annotation, biological process: rRNA processing; box C/D snoRNP assembly.